UGAGCAUCCUGACCAGCCUGACACAGCAACAUUGACUCAACCAAUGCCAUGAGUUUGGGGCGGGAUUACUUGUUUGACCAAUGGCGGUAAUUACUGCAAUGAUAUUUUUUUUAAAUUUUUUAUUUAUUUGUGCAAGUCCGACACUAGUACUGACACAAAAAAUACACAAUAUACAAGUGGUGCGCACUGGGUUUGAGUUGUCCAGCCCUGGUGUGUAAGUAAAAAUAUAAUAGUUUCAUAGCUUUGUUUUCUUUCUGUCCCUCUGAGCUGGAUCCAAUCCUCUCCCUGGCUUUAUGGGAUUUUACGGGAUGCACUUCUUCUGUAAUUGGAGUUCCAUACAACCCUGUCUUAUAUUAUGAGAGUCGAGAAACCACACAUGCAUUCUGGGCAACUUCCAAGAACAGGAACAUCCAUACUAGACGAUUCUUUCCAGUCUUUCACAGGAAAAGAUUCCAGGAUUACAAGAAAAAGAGGCUUGGCUUUUAAAGGAGUGUUUUAUAAGUCUUAGACAUCUGGAGUGUGAAAAAAAAAAAAAAAAAGAACCGAGUUGCCUUGUUUCUCCGGCAGUAUUCUACUAACCUUUCAGCUUCAAGGACUAAGCAUCAACACUCACUUCAGGAUCUGCCCAGUCCUGGUGGGUCACUUAGCUGAACUGAUGUGGAACGCAACCCUUUAUGAUCCCAGCCCACAAGCCUCUAUUCAGUGAGCCGGACUCAGGAGAGAGCAGAUAAUAGAGGCAGGAGGUCUGCACACACAAAAAAGUGAAGCAACAGCAGCAGUAGUGUUCAGACUGGUUAAAGAGGCCCUUGAAGUUGGGAAAAAGAGCUGAAAAUAGAAAGAAGAAAGAAAAGUGUGAAUAUAUAAAGACCUUCUUGGGACUGCUAGACAUUCUUGAACGCAAAGAAAACUUUGACCCUUAACCUUCAUUUCACCUCUUAAAUUAAUUUUAGUGUUACCCCAUCAUGCCUGUGGAGACCCUUCGUCCCACACAUGGGCGUCAUACUGGGGGUCCUUUUACCUCUGCCAUGCCUUUCCGCAUACUCAUCAAGGGCCCAGAAUACUUCCGCAGGGCACCUGAGACAGGAACGCGAAAGUUAAGUGCAGUAGAGCGUCUGGAAGCAGACAAGGCCAAGUAUGUGAAGAGCCAGCAAGUAGCACUCACUAGACAAGAGCCUGUCAAACCCCCAAUCAUCCGCAAACCACUGCUAUCACCAAGCAUGAAGAUGCAAUGUAGGAUAAACACUCCACCAGCGAGGACGAUUACUCAACGGCUAACUGAUGCAGAGAACAGAGGACCAGUACAAGGAAUAUGCAGGGGACCUCAACUCAACCUGGAUAUCCUUAAUAAUCUAAUCAAUGUCUGCGAUGGGUCACUUGCAUCCUCACCUACCCCUUCCACUCAAUCUCCCUCAGCCUCCUCACCUUCAUCCGGAGGUCAGAGUGUUGGUAGUGGACAGUCUGCAGAGCCUCAGCAAUGUGUCAACUUCAGAUUACACCAUGCUUCGACACCUAACUCCUCUUGCACCUCUUCGUCUCUUAACAAUCAGCCCUCACUUGCAGAACCCAGCCGAAGGCCGCCACCGGUUCCAGCCAGAGCUCCCCGACUGAUGCCACAAGGUAGUUACGGACCUCCCAACUCUGUAACUGUGCGACGGGUGGAUGUGCGACCGCAGGUGGAGAUAAGGAAGCCUCAGAGGUUGCCUCUACAACCCAAACCCAGACAGACCCAAACAGCUCAACCACAGAUAGCUCAGCCACAGGCACCCCCACCACCCACAAAUUCAGCUAAGCACCAGCCUAUGUCUGCUCAGCCUCCAUCCCCCUGCUUGCCCCCCAGCCCCCUACUUUUGCGCUCUGGUGUUUUACCCCCAGCCUCCCCCGCCUUCACCCGCCUCUCCUCGGCCAGCUCACGAGGUUCACAUCCUGGCUCAACACGGAAACACCCCACCCUUCACCGCUCCAAGUCUGACUUGAGUGACAGAUACUCUCGGGCCACAGCCGACCUGGAACGUUUCUUCAACUACUGUGGACUGGAUCCUGAGGAAGUGGAAGGUAUGGGUGGCGUGGAACAUUUUGCCCGUGCCAGUUCGGACAUUGUUUCGGUCUCCAAGCUCCGUAGUGUUAGUACGCCAAGCUCAGACUGUGGUGGGGAUGGACGGAGAGGAGAAGAUGAGGAUGACGAAGAAGAUGAUGGGCCCAUCAAGCCCAAUGAGCGUGUUCCUUAUGGCAUCUCUGUCAUCGAGAGGAACGCACGUGUCAUUAAGUGGCUCUACGGAAUCCGACAAGCACGGGACACCUCGCAAAACAUCAACGUCUAGAAGUUUCUCUCUGGCUUUCUACUGACAAGGGAGUACCAGACAAAGACAAUAUAAAUGGGACAGAAACUUGCAGCAUUCUGUUGAUUAUUCUGUUGAUCACACACAAUAUUUAUUAAGUUCUUGUUGAAGAUGUUUGAACUUGGCUCUGACAAAUAUUUGUUUUUGCCUUACUAUAAGGAUAUUGUUCAUCAAGUCUGUUACAUAGAAUUUCAGAGAGCAAAUGUGGCAUACUACAGAAUCUCAGCACUGUGACUUAAAAAAAAAUUGUAUUUGAGCAAUAACACUAAUGCUAAAGGCAUUAAAAGAGUGACUGAAUGGAUAAUGAUUGAUGAUGAUGAAGGCAGCAGUCGAUCUGCUGUGCUGAUACUGUUCAGGUACAAAGUCUUUAUUAAACAGCAGUGCUGUGGGACUCAUGGCCUAAGCUCAUUUCAGUAGGAACCAUAGGAAUGGAAAUCAAGCAGGUACUUUCUAGCUUUAGAAAUCUUUGUAUUGGUUGAAGAAUUGCAGAAUGAUUGACAGCUAUUUAGGAUGCGUGUGUUAUGAUGUCAUAAUCAUGGUAGGAAGGUCUCAGGGAUGCGCUCAAUAAGACACAGCUAGAACAAAGAGAGAGACUGCAAAAUACACACACACACUUAAAACCCCUACGCUGCACACACUUUUGCUCCAUAUGUGUCGAAUUCACAAGUGUGUCAGAUGUUUAAGUUUAGACGUUUUUGAAGGUGAGACUAAAAUACUGUGAAGAAUUCCGAGCUUCCUUGGAGGCACUGUUCCUCUGCAAAAAUGGCUGGUAGACUGUUAUUGUUGAAUUUAAGUUUUGAAGUUAAAAAUAUAAGCAUGUGAAACCCUAUUGUCAGCAUGCACACAUGUACAUCUGUAUCACUUGGCAAACACAGUUGCACGAUGUGCAGUCCCAAAACAUGCAUUCCAAAACAAAUAGACGUACAUUCCAUUCAACGUGUUUAUAUAUGAUAUAUGUGGCUUUUGUUGUUUGUGACUGUUCCUUCUGCCUGUCUCUGUGGGUUUAUACAUUCUGAGGAGGAGUUUGUCUUGUUUUAGAUGGAUAAAGCAGGUAGGGAAUGAGAAAACAGAAUGAACUGGAAGUGUGAUUCAAUGCUCUCAGUGGAAUCAAAGCUGUUAAAUCUAUAUACUGCACAGUUUUGCACGAAGUGGAAAAGAAAAGCUUUUCAAAGCGAUAGAAAACUGAAGUUGAUGCAAUCUGUGCACAAUGAAAAGUCAUGAGGACAUACAAAUGUUCCCUUUUGGUGAGAAUGUUUUGCUUUGUUAAAGGCACAAUAAUAUAAUUUUUUUUUUUUUUCCUCGGCUGUGCAAUCAAACGAUACAUAAAUAGAUAAGCACAAAACAUUUAAGAUUUAAAGACAUUGCUCUGCCAGCACAUUCAGAAAGAAUACACACAAAGGUACAAACCCUCAAACGGUUCAGUUCAGUAGUCAUUGAAGUAAUAUUGUGGCUCUGCUUGUGUUCUGGAGUUUAUUGUUGACUCAUUGAAAAAGUCUAAAGCAAAAUUGGUGAUCUGAAGAUGUCAAUAAAGAGAGAAUCGUUUUGAAAAAAUAAAGUUGUGAUUUCUUCAUUCCUAUUAGACGAGUAUUUUGGGGUUAUUUUCAGUUCUUUUCAAUAAAUUGCUCAAACCCGUUCACAAUAUGAUCUGAAUGAUUAAUUUAUGAAUCAGUUUGAAUCAAAAUGGUUUUCAAAAAUCCUUAUCCAGUACUUAAGACUGACCUAAAAGGUCAUGGAAAUUCAUUGGUCAAAAAGACUUGAAAGUUAUGUCUCUGCUGUGAGAGGUAAUCAAGUAAAUAUUGUGCCCUCAGGACAGGCCCAUAGCUUUGUCACAGCAGGCUGCUACACCAGUGAAUUAUGACUAACCUUCAGCAGACAGACACAGAAUUAUAGCCAGAGGGAAAGAGAGGGGGAUGUGACUGUGAUGAUGAGGAGAGAACUGAAGAAGUGAUGCUGAGAGGAAGUGAAUAGUGAACAUCAGAAGAAGGAAAGGAUGAAAAGGGCAGCAGUGUGAUGCACAGCAUUUUCUGCAGGCCAAUUAGAUUUAUUAAAGAAUCUCUUACUAUAAUCAAGAAAAUUAAACUGAUGGAAGGAUGAUCAAGGAAGCGAAAGAGAAAGAUUACUAGGUUAUAUGGUAAUGCUGUUCCCUAGAGAUCUCUAGUAAGGUGGUUUAGGGUAAAUGUGUUUAUACUUUAUAGUGAUCUCUUGUGUGCACUGACCUCACAAAGACAUAUGAGAGAGAAGGGACUAAGAGACGCUAAGGGAGACAUAUGCUCAUAUUUGUGUAUCAUCAGCUGGGAUCUGCUUCAUACAUUCAGGAACAACACACACAGACUGUACAGUAAACACUUCUGCACAUAUGAGCCUCCGACAAUACAUUUUAAUAUUCAUUCUUGAAUAAUGACAAGAAAUUGUUUCGUUUUAGAUUAAUCAGCACUCUCUUGGUGUAACUGACUGCAUAAUGCACUGAACUGUAAUAAAAUUA
This is a messenger RNA of Myxocyprinus asiaticus (Chinese sucker), 4818 nucleotides long. Its product is annotated as protein FAM110A-like. Lineage: Eukaryota; Metazoa; Chordata; Actinopteri; Cypriniformes; Catostomidae. The record is from RefSeq and is a predicted model, not a curated record. The transcript has 2 exons. The coding region runs from base 963 to 2318 and encodes 451 amino acids.